AUGUCUGAUAACCCACACGCUCAUUUGAACCAUAUGGCUCUGUCCCGUCCUGGGUCAACCUACCCAGGACAAACCCGGACUAUCACUCCCGGACCUCGGGGUCCUCCAUAUGCGUACGCCCUACCUGAGCCAGCGUACCAAUCUGCUGGACCGUUCAACCCUGGACCAUCUAUUUACGGCCCUGCAGCUCCAGCCCAGGCCCCUUUCUACCCUCAGCAGCAGGGUUAUCCUUAUUAUUGCUACCCUCCUCCAGGUCCUUUGACAUCAGGACCUGCUUACUAUGCUCAACAGCCCCCACCAGCGCAUAUUACACUUGGCCCAUCUCUCAGCAUGCCGCAGGAGGCUGUCUUUCAAUAUGCCCCUAUGCAUCAAAAUUACAAUCCGAACAUGACUGGUUCAUUUCAUGACCAAAGCUUUGCCCCAAACAGUCAGAUGGGCAGUCAGAUGGGCACCUUUGACAUUCGACGCCCGGAAGUAAAUGACACUGCUCCUCUUCGAUACUCCCGACGAGCAAACAGCCGAGCUCGUCGCUCUGCUGCAUUUUUCCAGACAGGUGGGCGCCUCACACAGCCCUUGGCGCAUGUUGGAGGUGGAUCAAACCAGUCCAAUGUCCCCGAGCGAGCUGUUUCUCGGGUCUCACGUCCUCUGAUACCAACUGUGCCUGAAUUCUUUCCAGCAUCAGCUCACGUAUCGCUUGGUUUUGAAGAGCGCAUGGCCAAAAAUUCUGAGAGUGAAUCCUCUCAGCGUCCACAGCCUGCAAUUCCUUUCGUGGCAAACCACCAGACUGUUCAGACUCAGGUAGUCUCUGCAACUGGGGUGAACGGUUCCGGUGACAACGAGCAAGCAUUUAUGCAGACAUCACGUCCUUUGAUGCCUGAUAUUGCACCUUUCCAACCAGAUCAAACGUUCAUGGCACUUUCAGUAGAAAAUGAGGUCUCAAGCGCAAAUGAGGGACAGCCUCUUCAACAAGAUGCUGCUAGAAGAGAAUGGCUAGUGAACCCGUUUGAAAGAUAUGUGGCAGAGUCACAUCCUGCAGGUGUAGAUUCCUGUUGCACCAAUGAGCAGGGUACCGGCAGACCUCAAGCCAGAACGGGACAAAACACGAGGUUGCAGCAAGACAUCAUUUCUUCUGAUGAUGUUUUCGGUGAUUCCUCCACUAGCACACUUUCUCCCGACAAAUACCGAUCUUCGACCUGGCGACAGCGACGAAGUAAAUCUCUUGGUGAGAGCUAUGUCCUCGGCAUCCCUCCGCAACGGGAGUUCACCAAAACAACUAACACACGAUUGGCACCUUCUGAGUAUACGGAUUCUCUCACUAGUACACCUCAUGGCCAUGGACACCCCCGUGUGUUUAUUCCUGACAUGACUGAGCCUCCUGUCACACCUCAAACCCCACAGCUUCGCCCAAGAAUACCAAAGGGAAUAAUGUACUUUGACAACGAAUUUGCAGGCAGAAGAAGAGACCUCAUGAGUGAGGCAGAGGAUCAUGCAAGGAAUCAAAUGCAACUUGGGUCUAGAAGAUUGGAUAUGGAGGGAAGCGAAGCUGAUCAGCGGGCUGAGGCUUCUGUACAGCAGCUUGAACAUGAGCUAUUCCCAGGUGUAUGUGAUGUUCAGCGAUACGCCCCACAAUUACCCAGCCUCGAUAGAUGUGCCCGUCUGCUUGGUACUGCUGAUUUUGAAUGGAUGCCCGGUGAUGGUCCUCAUCAUUUCUGGGAUAACCUACCUGCACCCCGGCUACCAGAAGCUCGAACGAUUGCCGCUGACCCUGCGAAACAAGACAUGGUUUCUGCAUUUGAACAAGCGUUCCGCAACCUUGCCCGGUACAAAGAUGGCUAUUCAAACUAUCAGGGUCUCCCAAUUGACGCCAACACCGCUGGUCGAGAUGUGGAAGGACGUCUACCCCGUCAUCAGCCUAGCUGGCAAGCGCUCAACAGACACAGGAUGCUAGACCUGGCUGACCCUGAAGUUCGCUGUGAUAUUCGCAACAACCCAAAAGUUCGCCGUAACUUCUUCAACAAUGCAUGUGAGGUGCCUUACAUGGAGUCUAUCAACACAAACAGACGCCCUUGGGGCCGUUCGCCCUGUAUGUCUCCUCUGCUGGGAGUGCAGACACUCAGCUCGUUCCCACCUUUCAAUCCUAUCUCGCUUCCUCCAGAUGACCCUGGCAUGGUUACUCCAGCAGUUACUACUGAAGCUGUUCCAACUAAUGAGAACCCAACAACUACUGCCCCAAAAACUGCCGUCCAGUCCACCUCUCUUCCUCCCCGACCCGUGAUCCCUCUGGAGCGUCCCCGCGCUCCUCCCAAUGCACCUACCCGCCCGGCAGCCAUGAACAACACUGAACGACGCCCUCCCCGUCGACCCCUCAGUCGCCAGGUUUCGUUAAAUCGAUAUGGCUCGCAGAACCCAGAUGGCUCGCCUUCUCCCUUACCGCGUCACCUCCGCCGACACUAG
This is a messenger RNA of Penicillium macrosclerotiorum, 2454 nucleotides long. RefSeq lists its product as uncharacterized. The record is from RefSeq and is a predicted model, not a curated record. Bases 1 to 2454 code for a protein of 817 amino acids. Lineage: Eukaryota; Fungi; Ascomycota; Eurotiomycetes; Eurotiales; Aspergillaceae. The transcript has a single exon.